CCUUUUGUCAUUGAAGCCAUGAGUGAGCUUAAGAAGCCUAUGUUUUCUACUCUUCUUCUGUGUCUUCUUUACCUUCCCCUCCUAGUUUCUGCAGAAUGUUCCUGUGAAACUGAACUCCAAGAUAACAGCAGCAACAACAAGAGCAAAGCUUUGAGAUACAAACUUGCUGCAAUUUCAUCAAUCUUGAUAGCCGGUGCCCUUGGCAUUUCUGUGCCGAUAUUAGGCAGGAAAAUCCCUAGUUUCCAACCCAAAAACAAUAUCUUCUUCAUUAUCAAAGCUUUUGCAGCUGGUGUGAUUCUCUCCACUGGUUUCGUACACAUUCUUCCUGAUGCAUUUGAAUCCUUGACUAGCCCUUGCCUCAGCGAAAGGCCUUGGGCUGAUUUUCCCUUUACGGGGUUGGUGGCUAUGGUUUCUGCAAUAGGAACGAUGAUGAUUGAUUCAUUUGCCACAAGUUUUUACAAAAGAUCUCAUUCCAGCAAAGCUUUGCCAGUGAAUGCUGAUGAGGAGAUCGGGGGAAAGCAUGAGGGGAAUGUUCAUGUUCAUACGCAUGCAACCCAUGGACAUGCUCAUGGGACUAGUUUUGCAUCAGAAGAUUCUAGACUAUCUGAGCUUAUAAAGCACCGUGUUAUAUCACAGGUCUUGGAGUUGGGGAUUGUGGUUCAUUCAGUGAUAAUUGGGAUCUCCUUGGGUGCUUCUCAAAGUGCCAAGACAAUCAAGCCUCUUGUAGCAGCACUUACUUUCCAUCAAUUCUUUGAAGGCAUGGGUCUUGGCGGAUGCAUCUCUCAGGCAAAUUUCAAAAGCACUGCAAUUGUAGUGAUGACGCUGUUCUUCUCCCUGACUACCCCAAUGGGAAUUGCAGUUGGGAUUGGAAUAUCAAAGAUUUAUAAUGAGAAUAGCUCAAGAGCUCUGAUUGUGGAAGGGGUGUUUAACUCUGCUUCAGCUGGGACCUUGAUUUACAUGGCACUUGUUGACUUUCUUGCCGCAGAUUUCAUGAACCCAAGAAUGCAGGGCAGUCUGAGGUUGCAGCUUGGCUCUUAUCUUUUACUUCUUCUUGGAGCAGGAUGCAUGUCACUCUUGGCCAAAUGGGCUUGACUACAUGGUGUGACUAGUGCCACAAUUCAAAGUUUUUACUAAUCCCUUAUUUUUCCUCCUUUUUCUUUAUAUUUUUUAUUUGUGGUGAAAAGUGGAAAUCUUGGCCUUAUCGCUAUGUAUCAAUUUUUUUCCUUGAAAUGCUUCAAUCUACUUACCGAUGUUAGGAUUAAGGAUUUGAGUCCAAAAUUUCUUAUAAAAUUUUUUAUGGGAC
Molecule: messenger RNA, 1303 nt
Organism: Rubroshorea leprosula
Lineage: Eukaryota; Viridiplantae; Streptophyta; Magnoliopsida; Malvales; Dipterocarpaceae
Source: the annotation of a GenBank genome assembly